This is a messenger RNA of Peronospora farinosa, 3237 nucleotides long. The record is from the annotation of a GenBank genome assembly. NCBI's taxonomy places the organism in Eukaryota, Oomycota, Peronosporomycetes, Peronosporales, Peronosporaceae.
AUGGGUGAUGCUGUACUGCGUGUACAGAGCCAUCUACAGAGUCUCGCACGUGAAAACUGGUCAGCAUUGGAAGAGAAACAUGUGUACAAUAUAUCGUGGCUUCGAAAUGAGCUAACGGAGAUCGCGCGUUCGCUGGAGAUCAAGUCAAACUUUGAGUACAAACCGGUCCCUAUGACGUCAUUUUGCAGAGCCGAAAAUGUCAUUUUUGACGUGUCUGGACCAGCUCGGAAGAAGCACAAGAUUGAGAAACAAGUAGAAGAUAUGAGGGAUGUUCCGGCUAUGGACAAGGAAGAGAGAGAGAGAUCGAGACGUUCCAUGCAGUUACGACCAAGGGCCGUGAGUAUGGAGACGACCAUGGACAUUGAUACAAAAAGUGCGACGAGGAAGAGAGAACAGCCUUCUUUGAUGCUGUUACAGGACGUGAGCAAGCUUAAAGUGGUUGAUUUACGGCUUGAAUUGAAGAAAAGAGGACUGAAAACUAGUGGACGGAAGGUCGUACUUUGUGAUCGAUUGUUGGAGGCACUAGAGAAGGAGGAGAAGGAAGAGAUGGAGAAGAAAGACGAGAUAGUAGAGGAGACACGAGAGAGAGAGGUGAUUGUGAUUGAUGACGAUUGUGAGGGAGAUGAAAUUGUCCGAGAGAGCAUGGAGUCGUCACGGAGUGUCGUGACAAGUCAGUUGUCACAGGAAGUUGCAGCGGAGGACGAGAAGGAGAAAGAAACGAGAGUGUCUACUCCUGUGAGUGGAGACGGACAACACCCGUCUUUUCUACAGACAAGUGAAGAAGACGUGUCGAAGACAGAGUGUGUUUUACGGACAGUGAAAGUGCCAUCUUCAGUAGAAAUAGCUUCAGAGGCUGACUCAGUGGAACAGCGACAGCGACAGCUUCUUUCCGACUCCAAUAUUGCAUCGCCUGUCGGCAACACUAGGGACAGUGUUGAGCUCGCUGCAGCUGACGGUCCAAAAGAGUUGAUUGCUCACGAUGUACUGAGGGUGACACGAAAAUCGAUGCAGGUUGGCGGACAGAGUGAACUCUCGAGUCCAUUUGCGUGGAAGAGAAAAUCUAUUCUGCGGAAGGCUUCGUCACUGGCGUCUUGUACGCAUGGGCCCGUUCGGAAUGUCAGCUUCGCUCCUACGGACAAGAUGUACACGAUUGUUGAUAGCUCUCAGACUGAUUCCACGCAACCUGAACCCAGUCCAGAAAAAGCUCCUUCGCCAAUUGAAUCACAUACUUUACGUGAUGAGACUAAACUUGAGAGCAAGUUUACUGGAUUGGACAUUGCUCUGGAAGAUAAUGCGAAGCUAAAAAUUGUGAGCACGAAUGUCGCUCCUGCUUCGGCUUCAAUAAUACCACAAGAUUCUAUUCCGGCAAUGUCCGUAAAAGAGACAGAGGAGCAACGCAAGAAGCGAGAGUUUGACGAGACAGUUCAGCGCGAAGCUGAAAAGUUUCGACUUGCUGCAAAGCUGUCUGUGCAGAAGAGGCUAGAAGAAGUUAAUGCAAGCAAGGCACUCUGGGCGAAAGGUGAUCAGUUAAAGGCGAGGCUGCGGGCCUCGUCUGCUGGUGACAAAAGGAAAAGUGCUCGUACGCCUUUGUCGUUAAACGAGAAAUCUGCUUUUGAUCAGGUCUCACCCCCCAUCUCCGAGUCGUCGACUGCCAGUGAAAGUACUUCUACAUCUUCAGACUCGAAUCGCUCGACUACUUCAGUUUUGAAAGAUGAGACUAGGACCCUUCACACGACUCGAUUAGCUGCUGAAGAAGCAAAGGAGCAAGAAUUUAUACGAUCAAUGUCCCGCGAACAAGAAACCAAAAGCACUCCGAACAUGGUAUCAGGCUCACUGCAUGACCUUACAGCUCCCCAUGCUACGCAUGCCAUGGUUGAUAUAAAGCAUCAAGUUGAACGCUCGAUGUCUCAUCAGCUGAUAGGUAUGCCUGCAGCAAAGUCGUUGCCAGCUACCGAGAGAAUGCCACAAGAAUUAUCCGAGACCCACGCUGCUCGUCUGGAUAUUGAAUCGCAGCAAUUGCAACGGCCUUCCUUCGUGUCGUCAACGACAUCAAGCAUAGAUGGGGCCGAGUCCGAGCCGCCGAAUAUACAUUCGGCAAAACCUAUGUCAAACCGCGAUAGGUCGGACUCACUAUCCUCGACGGUCUCGUCGAUACCCGAGCAAUCAAUUGUGGAAAAUGCGCUGAAAUCCGCGGCAUUGACGGUGACUAAUGCCAAUCGACGACCUAUCACGAAUCUAGUUAGCGGAGUACACUCUUUCACAACGUUGCUGGAGAAGAAAAAUACUCAAGAAGGAAACAGAGGCCGCAGUGCCCCCGUGAUAAAUGCGCUGAAGCUUGCUGAGAAGUCUCGUGUACUCGAAGAAAAGAAAAGGCUGGAGAAGGAGGGGCGUAAGGCGAUACUGAAAAGGAAAAUGGAAGAGCAUAGGAAAGUGGCGGCGCUAAAAGAGAAGGCUGAGAAGGAUGCUCAGGCGAAGCGUGAGCAAGAGCGGUUAAACGUGCGGAAGAAGCGUGAGGCCGAGUUAGCAAGGCAACGUCAACAAAAGCUAAAGGAGAUGCGUGCGGGGCUUGAGAAGAAGCGAGCGAUGCUCGCAGCUGAAAAGAAAGCUGUUUACUCAUCUAGUGCGACUUUGUUGGGCAAAUCCACAACUUCUGCUACAAUGGCAUCGCACCAUAAGCAUCGCGGCCUCACACCUACACCUGCGGUUCCCCAGCCUACUGCAAAGCCCAUAUCGAAGCCGCUACAGAAACUCGUCUCUAAGCAGAUACCAAAGUCUGUUUCCAAUGCACUUCCAGCAUCAAAGUCAGCAUCAAAACCCAUGCCAAAGCCUGCUUCAAGACUUCCGAUGGCAUCUCCUGUUCCUGCGAAACAUGCCCCGAAAAGUCAUUCGCCCGAGGUUGUGAAUUAUGAGAUGUCGGACAAUGCUGAGUCCUCAGACGGUGACAGUGGCGACUCGGAUGCGGAUCGUCACGGAAAGAAGAAAGUGCCGAGAUGGGCCCAAAAGGACCACCUUAACAAGGUUUUACACGCGCAGUUUGGCAAGAACGCCAUUGACCCAUCACCUGCUAUAUUUCAGGACUUUGUCGACACGUGCAAUCUAGAGGCCAUCUUUGAGACGAACGACGUUCACAAAAAGAAGAAGUUUGCGAGGCGGACAAGUAGCGGUAACUGGCUGGCUGAUCGCCCAACAGCACGGGACAGAGCCUUGUAUCAACGCGACAUGGGGUACGAUCGGUGA